CACCUCUCGGGCCUCAUGUGCAAUGUUCACAGAACGACGGGUCGUGAGCCCCAUGCGCUGGUCGGAGCCACAACCACCAUUUUGGGCGACAAACUCUAUGUUUUUGGAGGAAGGAUUCUGUCUAGAAGCCGACCUGCCCCUUUAACAUCAGACAUGUACGAACUGGAUCUUAUUAGGCGGCACUGGACGAAGUUGGAGACGACAGGCGAUGUUCCACCUCCUCGAUACUUUCACUCCAUGUGCGCGCUUGGAGAUACCAAGAUGGUCUGCUAUGGAGGCAUGUCGCCUGCCCCUAACCAACCCCCUGGCGGUGACCAACCUGAAAUCACCGUCAUGUCUGAUAUUUACAUUUACGACGUCACGACCAGAACGUGGACCUUCAUCCCGACCCAGGACCCUCCUCAAGGCCGGUACGCCCACUGUGCCUGUAUUCUCCCUUCAUCCGCCACCUUUUCCUCGCACCGCGCACCUCUAUCCGCUCUUCAGCAUAACCCUUCGUCCGGGAACCCCAACGAAGGUCGCAUUGGUAUCAACAUUGACGGUGCGGGAGGUGCUGAAAUGGUGAUUGUGGGUGGACAAGACGGCAGGAACAACUAUAUCGAGCAGAUCAGCGUAUUCAACUUGCGAAGCCUGAAAUGGACAUCUACACAGCCUCUGGAUAGGAGCUGGGGCGCAUACAGAAGCGUGACGGCUCCAUUGCCCCCUGCAGUGGCAGCCAAGCUCGGUCGACGACACUCAAAUGGAGUUCAACGCACAGAAGGAGGAAUCAGCCAGGAGGCCCGAGAACCAGGAUCGUCUAUGCUCAUUUACUGCAACUACAACUUUUUGGAUGUCAAGCUGGAACUGCAGAUUCGCGCACCAGACGGAACUCUGACAGAGAGGCCCAUGUCAGGAACAUAUUCGCCCCCCGGAUUGCGAUUCCCGAAUGGAGGAGUUAUCGAUACACACUUUGUGGUCAGCGGAACGUACCUCACAUCGUCUCGACAGGAGUAUGCUCUCUGGGCCCUGGAUUUGCGGACACUCACGUGGAGCCGGAUUGAUGCUGGAGGAAGUGUGUUUAGCCAGGGCAGCUGGAAUCGUGGAGUCCUUUGGAACCGACGAAACACGUUUGUCAUUCUAGGCAACCGGAAGAGAAGCCUCGUCGAUGACUAUAAUCAUCGACGAAUCAACUUUUCCAACGUGUGUAUGGUUGAGCUGGAAGCUUUUGGGUUCUAUGAUAACCCACGCAAGACAAGCCCUCUAUCCGGUUUCAUCUCUGCCAGCAGUCCUUAUGCGGGCCCUGGACUCAGUCUCGCGCGCAAAGCUGGGUACACAGCGGGUGGAAGACACCACUCGAGGGCGAGCGAAGAGCUUGGUGAGAAGGCAUUUACUCUACGAGAGCUGUCAGAUAUGGAUAUUCUGUGCAUCGGGGGCGAGCGAAUCCCUGUCAACUCGAGGAUUGUUGGACGACGAUGGGGACCUUACUUUGUGCAGCUCCUGAGAGAGGGUACGGCAACUCAGGAUGGAAGUGACGCCAUGACUCUCCGGUCUGGUCUGGCGAGCAAUCCCCUACGAGCAUCAGCCAUCACCAUCACGCCGAGUUCUAGGACAGCCGAGAGCUCUGGAUCCAUGAGUAGCACUAUUGGAUCAUUGGGUUCAUCUGGCAUCCCGGCAAGCACAGCACCUUCAAGCAUCUCUGCUGGGGCUAUGGGCCACGAGGCCAAUCCGACCAACAUCAAUGCCGCGCCUACGCCUCAUUCGCUACCACCAAACUCACGACCGCGAUGUCUUUACUUGCCACACACCUAUCUCACGAUCCAGGCUCUCCUUCACUUUCUCUACACAAGCUCCCUGCCCCCGCCAUCUUCUCCGCUCUGUACACCCCAGAUUCUCUGCUCACUCUUGCAAAUUGCGCGACCCUAUCGUAUCGAUGGGCUUCUUGAGGCAGUUGUCGAACGACUUCAUGCUCUACUUGACAGCCGAAACGCAGCAGCCGUGUUCAACGCAACAGCAAUGGCUGCCGGAGGAGGACGUGGUAUUGAUGGAUCACUCAACCCCAACUUCUUUGUGGGAACUCUUGACCCUGUUGGCUCGCCUACUGCUACAUCGGACUUUUCCUUGGGUCAUGGAGCUAGCGACAGCUUUUCUUCAGAUAUCCAAGCACGAACCGAAGGUCUUAGUCUCAACACGAAUGUACAGCAGCCUAACCGUCCCCCAAGCGACGAACUGUCAGCGACAACAAGCCAGAGCGGUUCAGAGUGGAGCUCUUCAGAGAUUGGUGGCAGCGAGAGGGAGAACUUUGUGUGGAGUGGCGAGCUUAGUAGCGUGAUUGGGCUGCAGAAACGAGGACUGCGAGGGCUGAUGGAGGGUAGAAGGAUGAGAGAAAGGACA
This is a messenger RNA of Fusarium vanettenii 77-13-4, 2370 nucleotides long. RefSeq lists its product as uncharacterized. Gene Ontology annotation, molecular function: protein binding. The annotation marks the transcript as partial. The transcript has a single exon. Lineage: Eukaryota; Fungi; Ascomycota; Sordariomycetes; Hypocreales; Nectriaceae. The record is from RefSeq and is a predicted model, not a curated record. Gene Ontology annotation, cellular component: mitochondrion; cytosol. Gene Ontology annotation, biological process: cell redox homeostasis.